UCUGGGUUUGCUGGGACCAGAUGUGAGAUUAAAGUCCAGGGUAUGUAAUUUAUUAUUUUUGUUUUUAAUAUCUAAUGUAAAUGCUGUACGCAUUGACAGCUGAACUGACAGCUGAAGAAGAUGUUCUCCAAAACAAAAGGAAUGGCUAAAUAUAAUGAAGGCUCUUUAUGCUUAAAAAAAUCUCAUUCCAUUAUAUAAAUAAUUAUUAAAAUUUAAAAAAAAAAUUAUAAUCAAUGAAUUCCUUGAAGUCAGCUCAUUAAGAAAAAACAAUUAAAAAAGAUUUUUUAAAAUUUUAAAUAAGAGUGAUGUUAUUUAAGGGUGUCAAAAGGUUCUAUAUCCAAUCCAGUUCAGGUAAAAAGAAUUCAUUGAAAUAACCAAUCUAAUUGGUGAUCUAAAUUGAACAUGGUGAGAAUGCUUAUUAUUUGGUUUUAUAAGUUCUACAUGCUACAUAUUUUCAAACAUGAACAGUCAUACUUCAUUGCAGUUACUAAAAUCACACAUAUCUAUCAUGAAUUUUUUUUUUCUUCGCAAUCAGCUGAACUUUGUGACAACUGCUUCUAUGACAACGGACACUAUCAUUCUGGUGUUGUGGGAUAUUGUGAUCUGUUCGUCAACUGCCUCCCUGUUGGUGAAGUUCCUAAAGACAGCCAAACCCGACCAGCAUCAUUCAGUCCCAUUAUUAUGUCUUGUGCCCCUGGAACCUUCUACAUCACCAGGCCCAA
Messenger RNA from Lymnaea stagnalis (great pond snail), 722 nucleotides. The record is from the annotation of a GenBank genome assembly. Lineage: Eukaryota; Metazoa; Mollusca; Gastropoda; Lymnaeidae.